GCGCUUCAAGCUCCGGCGUGUCAUGAAAAUAUGGUCAAGGUCGGUGCCUACAUCCUCGGUGAAUUCGGCAACCUGAUCGCCGGAGAUCCCCGAUCUGCACCCAAUGUUCAGUUUGAUCUGCUGCACAGUAAGUUUCAUCUGUGCACACCGACCACGCGACAACUGAUGCUAUCCACAUACAUGAAAUUUAUCAAUCUAUUUCCCGAGAUCAAACCCCAAAUCCAAGAUGUCCUCAUGAAUGACAGUAACUUGCGUAGCUCCAACAUCGAGAUCCAACAACGUGCAGUCGAAUAUCUGGCGCUGUCUCGUACCGCCUCCGAUGACUUUUUGGCAAAAGUCUUGGAGGAAAUGCCACCAUUCCCUGAACGCGAAUCUAGCAUCUUGGUGAAACUGAAAGCACGCAACCCUAAUUCUGAGCACACCAAUACCACAAAACCGGAUCCGAGUGCGCGAUCGGAGACGAUGCAGUCGGUCAAGAACGACCUUGUCCAUCCGAAUUCGAAUGCCACACUUGGCGGGGAAGUGGAUCUGCUCGGUUUGGGUUCCCUCAGUCCGGCCAUACCCGCCCAAGGGACCGGAAUGCAAAAUAAAGGUACACCAUUUGCUGGAGACAAUCUACUUGUCGAUAUUCUUGGCACAAAUGGCACAACAGAAAAUGGAACUGCGGCUACCGGACUCAUGCAAGCUGAUCUGUCAGCGGCAGCUGUGAACAAGAAGGAGUUUGUAAACCUCAUUUGUCGAACAAGUGGAAUUCUGUACGAGGAUCGUAUGAUCCAAAUUGGAUUUCGGUCACAGUCCAAUCGACAUCUAAGCAGACUUACUUUGUUCUACGGGAACAAAUCUCCUCAUGCAUUGACCAGCUUCCAAACACAAAUACACUGUCCUGAGACGUCUGAUCUGACUGGGACCGGUCGAGCCCUCAAUAUUGAGUUGCAACCAGGCCCGAACACUAUCGAGCUGGACGCACAGGUGCAACAGAUUAUUAAUGUGGAAUGCUAUCAGCCGUUCACGGAAUGCGCCGUUUUGUCCUUAUCUUUUGAACCUGGGCAAGAAAGUCAGAAAAUUUUCCAUGCGCAAUUCGCCAUGGAUCCGACCCUAGUCAAAAACAAAUUAUUAGGUUUUGGAAUCAGUGUGCUACAAGGUAUCGACCCGAAUCCGCAAAACUUUGUCGGAGCGGGUAUUUUGACAGUCAGCACUCAGGAAAUUGGGAUUUUGGUGAGACUGGAACCAAACACCCAAGCGCAGCGUCACCUUGGCACGUUUCGGUACUAUCUAGUACCACGAUUCGCCAAUAAACGUUUACGACUCCCACGAGUGAUUUUGUCUACCUCGGGCAACGAGACACUAGGAGGUCGCGCGGAAUUUGCGAUUCAUAGGAAGACUUAUCGGCAGGCGUUCACAUUUUGUUAG
Molecule: messenger RNA, 1410 nt
Organism: Echinostoma caproni
Lineage: Eukaryota; Metazoa; Platyhelminthes; Trematoda; Plagiorchiida; Echinostomatidae
Source: the annotation of a GenBank genome assembly